GACGUCAUCACGCUAGUAUCUAGAAUUAUGGAGAAUGCUAUCAAUCAAUUAAAUAUAAAGUUAGAUGAUAUUGAUCAUGUAGAUAUACCUAAUCUCUUGUCACUCGACUCAGCUACGACAGUCAAAGUGCACAACGAUAGCGUAGCGAAUAUAAGGAAUAAGUUCAAUACGAUACAACAAUCGGUGGAUGAAGUCAUAUACGAUACUGAUGAUACACCUCUUGAAGUUGAAUCUAAGAAAUUACAAGAGCGUUUACAGCUAUUGAGAAUAAAGUUUAGAUCAGCCGCAUUAUCGUCAAAACGUAAGAUAGAUUCAGCAGACAACACAGAACUUUUCGAGAGAGCGAGAAAACCAAAUAAUGAGGCGGACAAUAGUUCGAUAGAUGCUAGUACAGAUCAAGUGACGGAUGCACUCAUAAAAACCACCCAAAUGAUGAAAGCGAACCUUGACCAGUCAAUAGUGAACCACCAAACGUGGCAGGAGAGUAGUGACUUGAUUACAACAACACUUGAUCAGUAUUUUAAUUUCACAGACUUACUCAAUAACUCUAAAGUGCUCUUAAAGCAGCUCGAGAGGGGAAAUAUGCUCGAUAAGUUAGCAAUAUUCGCUAGUAUACUUUUCUUCUCAUUCUGCGUCUUAUUCGUACUAAAAAGGCGCGUAUAUGAUAAAGGCGCUACUGUGCUAUCUAUACUAUUCAAGCCACUUAAAAAGGGUAGUAGCAAAGUCAUAGAGAAUAGUCAUAGUGAGUUGUAGAAUUAAAGCCAUAGUUUUUAUAUAGUUAUAUACCAUCUUUUAUGUCUGAUACUUAACAUAGUAUGCCAAGUCUGAUGCGAAUACCGAUUUAGGAGUGUACCGUAGAUUGUAAUAUAAAAUACUAGAGAUAUAACCUUUACCUUGAGUUGGCAUAUAUAUUUUAACAAAC
Molecule: messenger RNA, 922 nt
Organism: Wallemia mellicola CBS 633.66
Lineage: Eukaryota; Fungi; Basidiomycota; Wallemiomycetes; Wallemiales; Wallemiaceae
Product: Sec20-domain-containing protein
Exons: 3
Coding region: 28-753 (241 amino acids)
Biological process (GO): retrograde vesicle-mediated transport, Golgi to endoplasmic reticulum
Cellular component (GO): SNARE complex; endoplasmic reticulum
Molecular function (GO): SNAP receptor activity
Source: RefSeq, a predicted model, not a curated record